CGGGUGCUGUCAGGGGGCGUGACCAAGGAAGCGUCGCUACCGUCCAGCCGUCAUGCUAGCUGAAAAAGUCCUGCGGUAACCCAUCUUUGUGAACUCGUGCAAUGCGAACCUGGGUUAUUUUCUGAUGAGUGUAGUUUCACAUUUUAUUCGCGGACACCGGGAAAUAGGAUGGAAGCAUCAGCCUGGUUGUGAAGGUUUUUCGCUGUUUGUUUACCCCCAACGGACCGGCGAGGGCAGCUGUUCCGGUUAACUAGCUUGUAAGCUACAGCGGCCAUCACGACUAGCACAACAGACUCCCAAGUCAAGUCCACCGGUCGGCGUUUUCGACGUUAGAAGUUUUUGCCACCAUCAUGGAGAAGGCUGAUUUCUUGAAAGGACUCCCCGUCUACAACAAGAGCAACUUCAGCAGGUUUCAUGCAGACUCUGUUUGUAAAGCAUCUAACCGUAGACCCUCUGUGUACCUUCCAACACGUGAAUACCCGUCUGAACAGAUUAUUGUAACAGAGAAAACCAACAUCCUCCUGCGUUACCUCCAUCAGCAGUGGGACAAGAAGGUCAGUAAUGCAGCAAAGAAAAGGGAACAGGAACAAGGUGAGGGGGACAGCCCAGCGCCCCCGAGGAAGAUCGCCAGGACAGACAGCCAAGAGAUGAAUGAGGACUCAUAAGUGCGUGUGUGUGCGUGUGAGAGAGAAAGAGAAAGAGAAUGUGUAUGUUUGCAAACACAGGUUAUAGCCAACAUAAACCCUAAGAAAAACAAAGGAUAAUCCUCCUUGAAUUAAGACUUGGGCUCAUUCUGCAGCGCGCUGUGAAUCCUGGCGCUACACGAACAGGGACGUUUUUGCCACUUUUUUCUACGGAUGCUCGAUCAGUCGAUGCGUCGAUCGAUACAUUCGUCUGUGCGUGUUACAGUGACGCAGAACUCCAACAUUAUCGCUCUGUCCGCAAAUAUACACAUGUGUUUGUUGAACACCUGAUGCUUAAUCCAGAAAGUCCUUCCAAAAAACCUCCUCGGCUCACGAAGGCGGCUCUGUGUGGAAAAAGUAAAGGCAGGGUUAAUAGCUUUACGUUGAUUGUUUAACAAACAGAAAACAUUGAAGACACGAACAACAAACAGUGAACCAAAUGAGACAAUUGAGGAAAAAUCUGAGCGUUGCCUGUAGCUUUUACGUUGUUGCCCUUAAAGUACAUGUCAUAAAUAACUUUGGGAUUUUAAAGGUCUCGUUCAUAGAAAAAAUUUGUGGCGUUUGAUUUCUGUUGGCAACUCUGAGCAAAGACGUCCUCUUGUAACUCUAAUGCAACUGCAACCUCUAGCUCUCUCCACCGAAUUCCUCUUCUUCUUUCAUUUGCAUUAAACAAAUACUCUGGCUGUGAAUCAGAGUCCACAUCACCCUGAUGCAUCUUCUACAUAUUUCCCGCUGUGGAACUGUUGAUGUAGUCUGAGUGGCAUCUAGUGAAAGGCACCUGGAUUCACUGUGGCCGAGACUAGAAAUUCAAGCUUAAACAGUAUUUUUAUAUAUAUAUAUAUAUAUAUAAUUUAAAGCUGAAACACAGAACAUAGUGAUUAUGAUAAAGCUACUUGCAAGGAACUCGCUGUUGAGAAUUAGGGAAAUUCCCCCUCAACAAAGCAGCCAUUGAUUUUGUAAAGAUCAUGUGCAUAGAAAUGAUGACGGAGCACAGUCGCUGUCAGAGAGGGAACCGUAUCCUGGUGUUUUUAUUAUGCUGGCUAUUCCCUGUGGGUGUUAGUAUGCCAGUGUGUGUGUGUGUGUGUGUGUUUAUGCAUGCUGAGCCGUGAGUGUGUGUGUGUGUGCGUGAGGUGAAUGAAUAGGAAAAAAAAAAAAGAGAAAGACGGACGUGGCAGAUAAAGUCAGACACUACUCGUGCCCUGUGUAGCCUUCUGUCGCCCGGAGAAGCCCGUUCUGAAUUCCUGUGAGUGUUUUGUUACCGUUUUAAUUUUAUUAUUAUAACUAAUAUUGGAUAUGUAUGGCAAUGAGCUUCCUGCCAGCCACAGUGCCCACCCACUCAGUUUCACUGCCCACUUUGCAGCCACACGGGGGCAAUGCAGCAUUUCUCCCUGGUUUCCGAAUCAGCGGACACCGAGGAUGCACUGUGAAGAACAGCACAAAGUAGAAACCACUCUUCCUGAUGCCCCCACCCCACCCAACCCUACCCCCCCGGCCUCGUAGAUGUAUGUUUAUGAUGAAUAUUCAUAUCUGCGUUCUAUUCUGGGACGUGUGCUCUAGGGUAAACAUCGUGUCUGAGAAGUGUUUUUUUUUUUUUUUUACAUCUAGCACCACCUUCUGGCUAAAUGAGGCGAGUGAGAAUGAGAUUUUGUUUUUCUUUUCACCAAAAGAUGUUUAAAAAAAUAAAAAAAAUAAGAAUAAGAAGGAGAAAUAUAAAACGUAUGAAAGCAUUUUUUCAGUUGCACAACUUUGUAAACAGCACAUAUAGUGAAGAAAAAGAAUAUAUGUGUGGAAAAGGGAAAAAGAAUGCAUUGUGUUGUGUGUGUAAAUAAUUACCAGUACCAGAAUUAGUUUAUCCAAUGGAGUAUCUCUGUGUCUGCCUUUUUUUUUGUAAAAUAAUACAUGUCCAUGGAUGUGAUAGAAAAUGACUCUUGAAAGUAAAAGAGUCCCGGAGCUGAGUGGAUGCGUUCUCUUUCGUGCAUGUUGCUGUUUUCGCGGCUGGUUUUUAUAUUCCUGAAACCAGUAAUAAAAACUUUUAAGGGGUUUUUGGCGUUGGGAGGUAUUAGCCUAGAGGCCUUACAGUUCGUCAUCAUGCUCACAACAUGGGGGGGUUGUAAAAGGGGUGUUAUAUUUUCAGCCCUAACAUGCAAAGUGCAGUCGCCAUCCUGCCUUGUUCUUAAGGUUCAGUGUUUAUUGGUGUCAUAUACUGUGCAACACUGGAUAAAGCUUCUUUACUUUCUUUUUUAAAAAAAAAAAAAAAAAAAAACGUUCUUUCUUAUCACUGCCCAGCAGAGUCACGUCUGAGCCUCCUGUCCUUAUCAGUUGAUGCUGCAGUGUGGGUCAACAGUGUGGUCAGUCAUCUUCCCACCAACUGUGUAAAUAAAUACCGUUUUUGUUUAGUUUUAUAAGCGUAAAAAACCACUUUAUGCUUCUGCUCAGAUAGACUGUUCUACACGUUCAACACCCGAAGCCUUGCUCCCCCGUCUCAUGUGUGUUAGGUCAGAUGUGUUCUUUUUAGCUUUGCUCAAAUAAAACCGGAAUGGAAACUGGGUUUUUA
Molecule: messenger RNA, 3237 nt
Organism: Mugil cephalus (flathead mullet)
Lineage: Eukaryota; Metazoa; Chordata; Actinopteri; Mugiliformes; Mugilidae
Gene: dda1
Product: DET1 and DDB1 associated 1
Exons: 5
Coding region: 351-665 (104 amino acids)
Biological process (GO): positive regulation of proteasomal ubiquitin-dependent protein catabolic process
Cellular component (GO): Cul4-RING E3 ubiquitin ligase complex
Source: RefSeq, a predicted model, not a curated record